Molecule: messenger RNA, 1917 nt
Organism: Quercus lobata
Lineage: Eukaryota; Viridiplantae; Streptophyta; Magnoliopsida; Fagales; Fagaceae
Exons: 1
Coding region: 1-1917 (638 amino acids)
Source: RefSeq, a predicted model, not a curated record
AUGCCGGUUGAUAAAUCUUGGAUCAAUCUUUCUAGUAGGUCAUGUGAGGAAUAUAUAAAUGGAGUAACAGAGUUUGUUGAUUAUGCAUUUCAACGUAUUAAAGAUGAAGAUAUGAAGAUAAAAUGUCCUUGUAAUGAUUGUAACAAUAGAUAUAGAAGAACACGAGUUGAGGUUACAAGAGACCUCUUAUGGAAAGGGAUGAGGCGUGAUUAUACUAGAUGGCAUCUCCAUGGAGAGGGAAAUAGUGAUGAGGACGAUGAAGGUAGUGAUGAGAAUGAGGAUAAUAGUAGUGAUGAUGAACAAAAUAUUGAUGAUAUCCAUAAUAUGAUACGGGAUGCUUAUCCUCGUAUGAGAGAUGUUGAGGAAACAAGUGGGAGUGAAUCGCAAGAUCCAAAUGAAGAAGCAAAGGAGUUUUAUAGAUUGGUUGAAGAGGCAGAUCAACCACUUUAUUUGGGAUGUAAAAAGUAUUCCAAUUUGUCCUUCAUUGUCAAAUUAAUGCACAUAAAGUGCAAGAAUUCAUGGAGCAACAACUCAUUCACAAUUUUGCUGGAGCUACUGAAGGAUGCAUUUCCAAUGUGCGAAAAAUUGCCCAUAUCCCACUAUGGGGCAAAGAAGAUUGUGAGUGAUCUUGGUCUAAACUAUGAAAAGAUCGAUGCAUGCAAAAAUGAUUGUAUGCUAUAUUACAAGGAGCAUUCGGAAGCAGAUAAGUGCUCAGUUUGUCAGAUCUCAAGAUGGAAGUUGAAUAGCAAGGGCGGUAAAAGGGAUGCUAAAAAAGUCCCAUGGAAGGUAUUGCGAUAUUUUCCUCUUAAGCCGAGGCUACAAAGAUUAUUUAUGUCAUCAAAAACAGCUCCAGACAUGAGAUGGCACCAUGAGAAUCGUUCUAAUGAUGAAGUACUAAGGCAUCCCGCAGACGCUGAGGCUUGGAAAUCAUUUGAUCGAACUCAUGAGUCCUUUUCCUCAGAUCCUCGCAAUGUAAGGCUUGGGUUAGCUACCGAUGGCUUUAAUCCUUUUGGAAACAUGAGUGUUAGCUAUAGUUGUUGGCCUGUUGUCGUAUUCCCUUACAACAUUCCCCCGUGGAUGUGUAUGAAAGAGCCUUACCUAUUCAUGUCUCUACUUAUUCCGGGCCAAAAGGGUCCUGGCAAUGAUAUCGAUGUAUUUUUAAGGCCAUUAAUUGAUGAGUUAAAAGAAUUAUGGGAAAAGGGUGCUGAAACCUAUGAUGCUUCAAUGCAGGAAAACUUUCAAAUGAGAGUUGCAUUAAUGUGGACUAUCAAUGACUUUCCUGCGUACACUUAUACCUCAGGUUGGAGUACACAAGGGAAUCUUGCAUGCCCUUGCUGUGGUAGUGAGACUUCUCAUCGUAGGUUAAAGCAUGGGAGCAAAAUGUGCUAUAUGGGUCAUCGUCGAUUUCUUCCUCCUGACCAUAAAUGGCGAUCACAAAAAGCACAAUUUGAUGGUAAGAGAGAGAGAAAAGGGGCACCAAAACGAUUAUUUGGUGAUGAUGUGCUGAAUCAACUUGGUACUCUGCCACCAAUAACACUAGGCAAGGCCGUUAAAAGGAAAAGGUUACCUGGGCGUGGAAAGUGCCACAAUUGGAAGAAGCAUAGUAUUUUCUUUGAUUUGUCGUAUUGGAGAACAUUGUUAUUGCAUCAUAAUUUGGAUGUGAUGCACAUUGAGAAAAAUAUAUGUGAUAGUGUGAUGGGGACAGUAUUAGAUAUUGAUAAGAAAAGUAAAGAUUCCUUAAAUGCUAGGCUCGAUCUAAAAAUGAUGGGUAUACGAAAGGAACUUCAUCCUGAAGAUGGGAAGACUACUUUUCCUCGUGCUUGUUAUACACUCUCAAAAGAUGAGAAAAAGGCUGUGUUUCAGUGGUUGCAAAAUCUAAAGGUUCCGGAUGGUUACUCUGCAAAUUUGUCUCACUAA